Thlaspi arvense is the source of this 2326-nucleotide messenger RNA. The record is from the annotation of a GenBank genome assembly. NCBI's taxonomy places the organism in Eukaryota, Viridiplantae, Streptophyta, Magnoliopsida, Brassicales, Brassicaceae.
AUGGCGGCAAUGAAAGCGUCAACUUUUGGAGCAGCGAUGGCGGCACCGAGAAGCAGAGCCCCAACUGCAAAACCUGCAACUUCUUUACUCCGUCCGCUUCUACCUGUACGGCCUCUUUCACCUUUCUUUUUCUCUGAAACUGCAACCAAAGGAAAAGCGAUAGGGUUUCUUCAGACUCCAUUCAGACAAGUCGAUAAGUGUUGUCGGAAUCUUUAUUCACGUAUUUAUAGCUUCAAGCUUUGUGAUUUGCCGUUCGGGUUACAGAUUCGUGUUGGCAAUUCAGUUUGUGAAUCUUCUGCCCCUAAAGAGAAGAAUAUCAGAUCAGCAAUGGAGACAGAUCUAAAUGAUUAUACCGUCAUUAAGGAAGGAGAAGCUGAGAUUCUAAUGCACAAGAAGAACCAAGUCUUCUUCAACAAAGCCCAGGUCAACAACAGGGACAUGUCCAUUGCCGUCCUAAGGGCAUUCAUAUCCAAAUGCAAGCAAGAGCAUGAGGCGAUGUUGUCUAAAAGAGCUAGAUCAUCUGGGAAAGUAGUUGAAAAGAAGGCCUCUGAAAUUCCCAAGGAAGAAACUCCCACCGAAGACGGUGAGGAUAAUGGUAAAUCCAACGGAGAAGAUGGAGUACCAGCUCAGGAUGGACCAAAGGAAGCUGCCAAGACCGUAUAUGAACCUCCACGAAGAGAACUCAAGCCACCAAGAGUUCUUGAGGCCCUGUCUGCUUCCGGGUUACGGGCGUUGAGAUAUGCUCGUGAAGUUGAAGGAAUUGGUCAAGUUGUGGCUUUAGAUAAUGACCCAGCAUCGGUUGAAGCCUGCCAGAGAAACAUAAAGUUCAAUGGCUUGAUGUCUAGUUCAAAGGUGGAGUCCCAUCUUACUGAUGCUCGUGUCCAUAUGCUCAGUCACCCAAAAGAAUUCGAUGUGGUUGAUCUUGAUCCAUAUGGUGCGCCGUCUAUUUUCCUUGAUUCAGCUGUUCAAUCAGUUGCCGACGGUGGGUUGCUGAUGUGUACAGCAACUGACAUGGCAGUGUUAUGUGGGGCUAACGGCGAGGUUUGCUAUUCCAAAUAUGGUUCAUAUCCACUGAAAGGCAAAUACUGUCAUGAGAUGGCUUUGCGCAUCCUUCUCGCCAGCAUCGAGAGCCAUGCAAAUCGCUACAAGCGGUAUAUUGUUCCUGUUCUUUCAGUCCAGAUGGAUUUCUACGUCCGUGUUUUUGUCCGCGUUUACACUUCGGCGAGUGCAAUGAAGAACACUCCACUAAAGCUGUCAUAUGUCUAUCAAUGCAUUGGUUGUGAUUCCUUUCAUCUUCAGUCUGUUGGAAGAUCUCUCACUAAGAAUAACAGUGUGAGGUAUCAAGCAGGUGUUGGUCCUGUUGUUCCUCAGGAUUGCACUCACUGUGGAAAGAAAUAUAACAUGGGUGGACCGAUUUGGUCCGCUCCAAUGCACGAUCAAGAAUGGGUGACUUCGAUACUAAAUGGUGUUAAAUCCAUGAGAGACAGAUAUCCUGCUUACGAAAAAAUCUGUGCUGUUCUUACCACCAUCUCAGAGGCAAAAACUCUCCUUCAAACUUUGAAAGAACUGCCAGAUGUUCCGCUCUUUGUGAGCCUUCAUAGUCUCUCUGCAACGCUAAAAUGUACUUCACCGUCAGCUGCUUUGUUCCGAUCAGCAGUAAUCAACGCAAAGUACCGUGUCUCGGGGUCCCAUGUGAAUCCGCUCGGGAUUAAGACUGAUGCUCCUAUGGAGAUUAUCUGGGACAUCAUGCGUUGCUGGGUGAAAAAUCAUCCCGUGAAAGCUCAAUCACCUGAACAUCCCGGAAGUGUGAUUCUGUCUAAAGAACCAUCUCAUCAGGCUGACUUUGCGCGCCACGUUGGUUCACUUAGCAAAGCACAGGUGAAGAAAAUAGCCCGGUUUCUGCCAAACCCGGAGAAGCAUUGGGGUCCAAAGAUAAGGGCUGGUCGUCAAAUCACAAGCAAACACGUCUCGCUUAUUGGUCAUGAUGCAGUUAACGGUCAUCUCAGUUGCCAAAAGGAAGCAGCAGCAGAAGAAGAAGAACAGCAAGAAGAUAUCAUUGAGGGUGAGCCAGACCUGAAACGCCAGAAGAAAACAGAGAAUAUUGCCUCAACAUCAUAGAGGGCUAAUGUUUGUUUACACAAGAAUUUUGGAUUUUUGUUUGCCAAAGAUUUGUGCCCUUUUUAUUGACAUUACGUCAUCAAAGUUCUGCGUUUUUGAUCCAAACACAGAAAACUUUUUAGUUUCUACUCUCUUUGUAUUGGCACUCUUUAUUAGUUUUAUACUAUUUUUUAAGUAUCAAAUCAGCGGCAAACAGAAAAUCUCGUAA